GGCGCAAAACAAAGAGAACUGAGAAGGGAACAAGCCGCCAUGCCUGCCUCUGACCCGAGCAUCUGUGGCAUACCCAUCAAGUAUGCCAGUUUGGUCAUCCUGGUUGUGCAGAACUCUGCAUUGUAUCUCAUGCUGAGAGCCUCUCGCGCGCGAGGCGAUAAUGAAACACUCUAUCUUCCAGGAACAGCGGUCGUGCUGGCGGAAUCGUUCAAGUUGCUGAGCUCCCUUCUACUGAUCGCCAUCCAAGAGGGCGGGCCCAUCGGCAUGCUUCGGAGGCUACACACGGACAUCAUCGGGCAGCCCAUCACGACGCUCAAGAUCAUGGUUCCUGCGGGCCUGUACACACUACAGAACACGCUGCAGUACAUGGCCGUGACGUAUCUGGAUGCAGCCACGUUCCAGGUGACGUACCAGCUCAAGGUGCUCACCACCGCCCUCUUCGCUGUCGUCCUCUUGGGCAAACGCCUCUCCCUCAUGCAGUGGAUCUCCCUCGUGAUGCUGACGGCUGGUGUUGCGCUCAUCCAAAUGCCCGACUCAGAGACUGAGGACGAGCACUCGAUUGCCGAGCGCUUUAUGGGUCUUAUCAUGGUCGUCACAGCCUGCUUCUCCAGCGGCUUCGCUGGCGUGUACUUUGAGAAGGUGCUGAAGGGUGAGACGGCUGGCGUGUGGGUGCUCAACGUGCAGCUUGCAGGCAUGGGUGUCAUCAUCGCCCUCUCCAGCGUCCUCUACUCACACUAUGACAGAGUGAUGAAGCAAGGCUUUCUGUACGGGUACAACAAGGAGGCAUACAUUGCCAUCUCGUUGCAGGCAUUUGGGGGAUUGAUUGUGGCUGUUGUUGUCAAGUACGCCGACAACAUUCUAAAGGGGUUUGCCACGUCCAUCUCCAUCAUCCUGUCCUCGAUUGUGUCUGCGCUGUAUCUCGACUUUGUUGUGACGUCGCGCUUUGGGUUUGGCGCUCUCCUCGUCAUCGCCUCUACAUAUGUCUACGGCACGUUUGCCCCCGCCAAGCCAACCAAGACCAUCCCCAUCACCAAGAUCACCACAGGCAGCAAGUAGCACGCGUAUGUGUUGUUGAAUGUGUGUGUACGUGCGUGUGUGUGUGUGUGUGUGUGUGUGUGUGUGUGUGUGUGUGUGUG
Molecule: messenger RNA, 1136 nt
Organism: Salpingoeca rosetta
Lineage: Eukaryota; Choanoflagellata; Craspedida; Salpingoecidae
Product: UDP-N-acetylglucosamine transporter
Exons: 11
Coding region: 40-1056 (338 amino acids)
Biological process (GO): pyrimidine nucleotide-sugar transmembrane transport
Cellular component (GO): Golgi membrane
Molecular function (GO): UDP-galactose transmembrane transporter activity
Source: RefSeq, a predicted model, not a curated record